AUGGGGGAUCUUAACCUUCUAAAACCAUAUGCCGUUUUUGAACAACUAUUUGAGCAGAAGAUUAGAAUAGAAGACAGGGAUUGUCUCGAGUUUGCUGAUAUAAACGUCGCUGCUGGUGUCUUAACCUCCUGUCAUGGUUCAGCUCUUGUCAAAGUCGGAAAAACUCAGGUGAUUGCAGGUGUAAAGGUCAAGGUAAUUCCAGAAAGCGGAAACUCAGGCAACAUAACCUGCAAUGUCGAGUUUGCUGGUCUCUGUCAUAGAGGUUCACGUUUAAAUGCUCCACAACCUAAGUAUGCUCAGUGGCUAUCUUCUACAAUUCAAAGACUCCUGAAUAAUUUUGCAUUCCCAUCUAUUGAAAACCAGCUAAACAUAUUCUCAAUAAAUGACCCAGACACACUUACACCGGUAGCUUCCUACACUUUGAAGCUCGAUGUCUUCAUCCUUCAUGACGAUGGGUGCUUACUAGAUGCUUGUGUCCCCGCUGCACUUGUUAGUCUUUGUACAACAAAGUGGACAAAGUUAUAUGCGGUUACGGAUGAACAAGCUGCGGGAUCCUAUUUAGAAUUAUAUAAACCAGGACCACGAAAUGAGACAAAAUCCCUAAAAAUGAAUGAAUGGCCUGUUUCACUGUCUUUCUGCUUCGUUCCUCGCCCGGUUGCUGAUAGAAAGUCAAAGACAGUCCCUAUUAUUGCCCAACCAACGAAACGAGAGUUAGAUAUUUGGGAUACCGAUGCUGGUCCAGUACACAUAACUGUUUCUCAGGGUGCUGUCGUCGAUCUUUCUGUGGUCAGUGCAUUUUUAACGGGUCUUUGGGACAGUUUAUUUGUAACGAGUGCAAAUGAAAGUAAUGUAGUCAACUCAUGGGAAGUUUUGUUUGAUUCUGCCGUUUCUCACGCUCAGAAAGUUCUACAGAUAAUCCAAAAGGCAGUAAACUAGUUUGUAUAGUUCACGACAAUUAUCAUAUGAAUAUUUAUCUCGUGCAAAUACAUCUAUAAGAAGAUUUUGUUUUGUGCAGUGAUGUUUUAUUUCAUACAGAUUGAUAGUUAUCUGAUUUUAUUUAUAUGAAAAUUCUUCAUCGAAACAAGUAAUGUUCUCAAAACGGCCCUGUGUUCACUGUAACUAGUUCGGGAAUUUUCAACUGUUUUGAUGAUGGCAUUGUUCAGUGAAUGUCAGUCAAAUGUGUUUCAUUGUGCGUAACACUAUCUUUUCUAAAAAAUUUCAGCCUUACUACUUUUUUUGUAUGGUAUACAAUAAAUUUGUUAAUCUCACUUUAAGAAAAUAAAACUUAUUGAAUAUUAAAAUGGAAAUCGUUUUGCUUAGCAAGAUAAUAUCAU
Molecule: messenger RNA, 1334 nt
Organism: Schistosoma bovis
Lineage: Eukaryota; Metazoa; Platyhelminthes; Trematoda; Strigeidida; Schistosomatidae
Source: the annotation of a GenBank genome assembly